This is a messenger RNA of Odobenus rosmarus divergens (Pacific walrus), 2567 nucleotides long. RefSeq names its product zinc finger protein 585A. Gene Ontology annotation, biological process: regulation of transcription by RNA polymerase II. NCBI's taxonomy places the organism in Eukaryota, Metazoa, Chordata, Mammalia, Carnivora, Odobenidae. The transcript is spliced from 4 exons. Gene Ontology annotation, molecular function: RNA polymerase II cis-regulatory region sequence-specific DNA binding; DNA-binding transcription factor activity, RNA polymerase II-specific. Bases 1 to 2310 code for a protein of 769 amino acids. The record is from RefSeq and is a predicted model, not a curated record.
AUGUCAGCUAAUCGGACCUCUCCCCAGAAAUCCCUGGUCCUGGUUCCAGAGGAAUGUGAUAAUUCAUACGAGGGAUCGGUGUCCUUCAGGGAUGUGGCUGUAGAUUUCAGCAGAGAGGAGUGGCAGCAUCUAGACCUUGCUCAGAGAAACCUGUACCGGGAUGUGAUGCUGGAGACCUACAGUCACCUGCUCUCUGUAGGGUAUGAAGUUCCCCAACCAGAAGUUUUCAUGUUGGAGCAAGGAAAGGAGCCAUGGGCAGUGCAGGGUGAGAGCACACAUCAGAGCUGUCCAGGAGAGAAGUUAUGGGACCAUAAUCAAUGUGGAAAAAUCCUCAGCUAUAAACAAGCACCCUCUCAACAUCAGAAAAUUCAUACUGGGGAAAAAUCUUAUGAAUGUGCUGAAUUUGGAAAGAUCUUCACCCAGAAGUCACAGCUCAGGGUACAUCUGAAAGUUCAUACAGGAGAAAAACUUUAUGUAUGCAUCGACUGUGGGAAGGCUUUUGUAAAGAAGCCAGAAUUCAUUACACAUCAGAGAACCCAUACUAGAGAGAAGCCCUAUAAAUGCAGUGAAUGUGGAAAAGCUUUUUUCCAAGUAUCUUCUCUCUUAAGGCACCAGAGAAUUCAUACUGGAGAAAAACUUUAUGAAUGCAGUGAAUGUGGAAAAGGAUUCUCUUAUAACUCCGAUCUCAGUAUACAUCAAAAAAUUCAUACUGGAGAGAGACACCAUGAAUGCAGUGAUUGUGGCAAAGCAUUUACACAAAAGUCCACACUCAAGAUGCAUCAGAAGAUUCAUACAGGUGAGCGAUCCUAUAUAUGUAUUGAAUGUGGACAGGCCUUCAUCCAGAAGACACACUUGAUUGCACACCGAAGAAUUCAUACUGGAGAAAAACCAUAUGAAUGCAAUAACUGUGGGAAGUCCUUUAUUUCUAAGUCACAACUCCAGGUACAUCAGCGAAUUCACACAAGAAUGAAACCCUUUGUAUAUACUGAAUAUGGGAAGAUGUUUAACAAUAGUUCCAACCUCAUUACACAUAAGAAAGUUCAAAUUAGAGAGAAAUCUUCCAUAUGUACUGAAUGUGGUAAGGCCUUUACAUACAGGUCAGAACUGAUUAUACAUCAGAGAAUUCACACUGGGGAAAAACCUUAUGAAUGCAGUGAUUGUGGAAAAGCCUUUACUCAGAAGUCAGCACUCACAGUGCACCAGAGAAUUCAUACAGGAGAAAAAUCAUAUGUGUGCAUGAAAUGUGGACUAGCCUUCAUCCAGAAGGCUCACUUGAUUGCACAUCAAAUAAUUCACACAGGAGAGAAACCUUAUAAAUGUGGCCACUGUGGGAAAUCCUUUACUUCCAAGUCACAACUCCAUGUACAUAAACGAAUUCACACAGGAGAGAAACCUUAUAUGUGCACUAAAUGUGGGAAGGCAUUCACCAACAGGUCAAAUCUUAUUACACAUCAGAAAACUCAUACAGGAGAGAAAUCCUAUAUAUGUCCCAAAUGUGGAAAAGCGUUCACGCAAAGGUCAGAUUUGAUUACGCAUCAGAGAAUUCAUACUGGAGAGAAACCUUACGAAUGUGGUACCUGUGGAAAAGCCUUUACCCAAAAGUCACACCUCAAUAUACACCAGAAAAUUCAUACUGGAGAAAGACAGUAUGAAUGCCAUGAAUGUGGGAAAGCCUUUAACCAGAAGUCAAUACUCAUUGUGCAUCAGAAAAUUCAUACAGGAGAGAAACCUUAUGUAUGCAGUGAAUGUGGAAGAGCUUUCAUCCGGAAAUCAAACUUCAUUACUCAUCAGAGAAUUCAUACUGGAGAGAAACCUUAUGAAUGCAGUGAUUGUGGGAAAUCCUUCACCUCCAAAUCUCAGCUCCUCGUGCAUCAGCCAAUUCACACAGGAGAAAAACCAUAUGUGUGCGGUGUGUGUGGGAAAGCCUUUAGUGGCAGGUCAAAUCUCAGUAAACACCAGAAAACUCAUACUGGAGAAAAGCCCUACAUCUGUUCUGAAUGUGGGAAGACCUUCAGACAGAAGUCAGAGUUGAUUAUACACCAUAGAAUUCACACUGGAGAGAAACCUUAUGAAUGCAAUGACUGUGGCAAAUCUUUCACUAAGAAAUCACAACUCCAAGUGCAUCAGCGAAUUCACACAGGAGAAAAGCCUUAUGUAUGUGCUGAGUGUGGGAAGGCUUUCACAGAUAGGUCAAAUUUGAAUAAACACCAGACAACACACACUGGAGACAAACCUUAUAAGUGUGUAGUCUGUGGGAAAGGCUUCGUCCAGAAAUCUGUGCUCAAUGUCCAUCAGAGUAUUCACACUUGAGAGGAAUGGUAUGAGAAUACCUCAGUGAGAUCAGGUCUGAUUUUACAUCAUUGAAUUUGUUCAGAAAAAUACGCAUAUUAUCAUAAGUAGAAAUACCCCAUCAAAAUGUCACACAUUACUGUACAGAAGAGGGCCUUGAAUGAAGGGGGCCCUUCCCACAUUGUCACUACCUUCAUUAAGCCUUGAGGCAUUCAUACUGGAAGAAAAAGUAAUUUUGUCAAUUUGACAGAUUAGAAGAAGGCUUCUCACGAAAACUA